Messenger RNA from Gilbertella persicaria, 381 nucleotides. RefSeq lists its product as uncharacterized. The transcript has 3 exons. The record is from RefSeq and is a predicted model, not a curated record. Bases 1 to 381 code for a protein of 126 amino acids. Lineage: Eukaryota; Fungi; Mucoromycota; Mucoromycetes; Mucorales; Choanephoraceae.
AUGGCUGCUGUUGCCUUUUUAGAGACAACCAAUUUAGUAGGAUUAGGACUUUCAGCUGAUAAAGUGCUUAGGUUGACUAAAUCGAUAAAUAUUGGUUUUGAUUUACAUGCUACAAAAUCAAAAAAUCAAAGUGGAUUAAGACUCGUAUCAGAUGUAGUCGAUAGUUCGUACCGUGUAUUUGAUGGCCUUGGUAAAUUUUGGCAACGUAAUGCACAAGAAUCCUCUGUAUUAGACAGAGUUCGUAAAGCAAAAGAUGCUGCACCUAUUCCUAAAUUCCUGGCUAUGAAAUCUGUUGAAGAACUCAAGAUUGGUGAAGUCACUGAACUCUUGGCUGAUUAUAAACGAUUGGCAGCCAUCAUCAAACAGGCUGGAUUAGCAUAA